Aspergillus campestris IBT 28561 is the source of this 558-nucleotide messenger RNA. RefSeq lists its product as uncharacterized. The coding region runs from base 1 to 558 and encodes 185 amino acids. The record is from RefSeq and is a predicted model, not a curated record. The transcript has 2 exons. NCBI's taxonomy places the organism in Eukaryota, Fungi, Ascomycota, Eurotiomycetes, Eurotiales, Aspergillaceae.
AUGUAUGAAUCCUACCGUCCUCAUCCCCUCCUCGCCCAGGUCCCCUUGACCGUCUCCCCGUUCAUUAACCUCCCCACCUCCGUCACCCUCCCCUACACCUACAAAUCCGUUCCCUCCACCCUCCCUCCCUCCGUCACGGUAGAUCCCAACAACCCAGACGCCAAUCCCCGCUACAUCAUCUCCACCAGCGGCGAGCACGCCGCGUCUCCCGAGGAGAUCCUAGCCUCAUGCCAAUCCCUCAAGCAGCACCUGAACAAGAUGCGCUCCGACGCCGACCAGGCCAUCCACGCGUGGGAAGAGUCUAUCACCCAGCGGGAGCUGGCGGAGAAGCGUCGUCUGGCUCCGGGUUGGCUCGACCGGGAGGAGAAGCUGCUUCGACCGACGAAUGCGCCCACCGGGCCCUCGUCGCAAUCGCAUCCCGACCAGCCCAGUUUGCUGGAUAGUAGCGACGUGGCUGAUCCGGGGGCUUCUCGGUUACCGUCGAUUAAACCCCGUGAUGAGGGAGAGGAGCUGGAUCGGGCGUUUGGGGGUUUGGGUUUGAAGUCGGGUGGUGGGUGA